ACUAUAUCAGCAACUAACUCGAAAAGACGAGUACAACGUUCUCAUUCUCGGACUUGACAACGCCGGGAAGACGGCACGUUUCCAUUUUCUCCCCUGUCUCUUGCUCACCCAGAAAGCAGACAUUACUCGAGAAGAUCAAGACGCUGUACAACCCCACGCCUGGUCUUCCAGCAGAUAAGAUCGCUCCCACCGUGGGCCAGAAUAUGGGCAAGAUCACUCUUCCGAGCACGAUUUUGCAGUUCUGGGACUUGGGCGGGCAGCGCGAUAUAAGACUCAUCUGGCCGAGAUACUAUGAUGAUUGUCAUGCGGUGGCGUAUGUGGUGGACGCGACGGACAGGGAUAGACUUGUAGAGGGUUGGGAGGUGUUUGAGAACGUGCUCUCCGCCCCGCAGAUCCUCGGCGUGCCCCUCCUCCUCCUAGCCAACAAACAAGACGUCCCCGGCAGCCUAAGCGUCGAAGAGAUCCGGAAUCACUACGAAGAAUGGUUCCAACGACGACAGAGGGAGCAUGCCGCCGAGUUGGGACCUAUGAGCCCCACGUCGGAGGUUCCGACCGCAGAGCGGAUGGCGAGCUUGAACGUGCAGGGGAUCUCCGCUAUCGAAGGGACCGGAGUACGGGAUGCUGUGAAUUGGCUGUUUAUCCGAGUGCAGAACAGCAGGCGACGCGAUUCCUAACGCCAAUAAUUACGACUACCUCCAACACUACCCAUGUACAACAGCCGUGCUACCUACUAACGACUUCAUCUAGCUUCUUCUGCGCGUUCCUCAAAUCCUGCCUAAUAGGCCCCAGGACUGCCUCCCUUCUAGAUACCAGUUCCUGUAUACCCUCCGCCGCGGUGAGCGGCUUUGCAAGAACCUUAGUUCUCACCACGUCCUGUAUUUCAUUCUUGAGGUCUACGUCCAGCCCUUUUUCAACCCGGUCCCAGUCCUGCCAGAACUUGCUCAAACCCUUCUCCCACCUCCCCUGACACCACCAAGCCGUCCCCGCCCAUACAAGCCCAACAGCAGCGACAGCCGUGCUCCCCUGAACGUCGUACAUCGUCCAUCCCAGUAUCCCCGCAAUCGGGGAAGCGAGAAAAGACGCCCAUCCGGUGAGGACAAGAUUUUGGGCACGGAGGUGCAGGUGGUCGAUCGGGCCGCCGCGCUGGGUCAGCUGUUGUCGCCGGUGGAAGAUAGGGUAGAGGAGGGAGGAAGGCUGGAGUUGGGUGAGCGACGUUAGCUGGGCGAGCUUGUUCUCCAGCAGGGGGGAGUGGAACGGCGCGCUCGUGCUUUGGCUGGGAGAGGCGAAAAGCUCGAGUACCUCGGCGGUGCUAUGGGUGUACUGCGAUUGGAGCUCUUUGAGCCUUCCGGCGUCGUACGAUAACUUCCUCUCCAGCUCCCUCCCGUACACCCUCUCAACCGUCUCCCUCACCUCAGCGCCCAAGUCGUCCACCCUCCACACAAGUUUCCAGAACGCGAACCUGCGGAGGGCAGCACUCACCCCCUGCCUCGCCCUCUCCGCUUGGUCCUUAAGCCCCUCCACACCCGUCCACUUCCCCAGCUCGCGCUCCGACUCCCCCUGCAACCAGAGCGCCUUCCUCCUCGCUCGGUCCGCUUCCUGCUCCGCAUCUACUAGGGCGACAGCCCCUGCCCCCAACGCGGCAGAAGCGAGGCCAGCAGCGGUGUUUACCUGAAAGUCCUCUGGUAAGGGGCGGGAGAGCGCGGUUUGCAGCUGGGAGAUCCGCGAGCGCAUGUACUUCGCUUGGAAGGUACGGACGGCUUCGGUGCUUGGGGAAGCAGAGCUCUGGAAGGCUUCGAGUGCUUCUAGUGCUAGGGUGCUGGACACGGUGGUUACCGAUGGAUAGGGGGAACCACGAUAAUAACCCUCUAGAGCGGCGGCGACCCGUGUGUCUUCCUCUGAUGGCGUGUAGGAAAAACUGUGGUUAGCGGGCCGGUUGAUUAUGAGCUGUAGGGAGGUGGGCGCGAGGGGAGAAACGGGUAGGUGGGGGAGGAGGGAAGUGAGCGGAGUGAGCAGACGGCUCGAGUCCGUCACGAGGAGGAUGGAGUCCAUCGUCAGCAGGAGAGGGAGAUGUUUUGUUAGGUCUUGCGAGACGACUUCGUACAGCUCACAACCGUCUUUCUCCAACCAUGCAGCAGGAACGACAAGUUCCCCCUUCUGGGAACUGACUACACUCCCAUGCCUAAUUCGCACGACCUCCGACUCCUCUCCCUCCCAGCGAGCCCAGAUCGCCUUCCGUCGAUGGCUCACACUGAGCGGGUCGUCCAACAAAGCCGUGACAAAUUCCCUCAUUCCCGCGAGCCUAUCUCCCACCACUGCGAUCCUCGGACUCCUAGACUCGCCAAGGUCGGAAGCUGCGCGCUCGGCAAACAGCGCCCACGGCACGUCUCCCUCCCCGACUCGGCGAAGAAUAGACGCAGCCUCCUUCAGUACAUUCUUGACGACCAGCCGGGGCGGGAGGGUGAUCGGACUGUGGGAACUCUGUUCUGGAUGGGCGGGUUUGGAGAGGGGCUGAGCGACUUGGGCGGUGGACGUGGAGGUGGACGUAGAUGGGGAAGGAGUGGAAUGGAGUGCCCGUGCUCUGACUUGCCGUGAGAGACGCAGAGGACGAGCGGGUCGGCGUAUGGGAGGGCGCAUCCC
Molecule: messenger RNA, 2637 nt
Organism: Dacryopinax primogenitus
Lineage: Eukaryota; Fungi; Basidiomycota; Dacrymycetes; Dacrymycetales; Dacrymycetaceae
Product: P-loop containing nucleoside triphosphate hydrolase protein
Exons: 9
Coding region: 204-674 (156 amino acids)
Biological process (GO): intracellular protein transport; Golgi to plasma membrane protein transport; protein localization to organelle
Cellular component (GO): Golgi apparatus
Molecular function (GO): GTP binding; GTPase activity
Source: RefSeq, a predicted model, not a curated record